AUGGCAAAACUGUAAAUAAAGAGCAUUUCACUAAAACGUGCAAGCGUCCUCUCUCCCACUCUUCUGUCACACACGCAGAAAUCGCAUCCUACUUUUGCUCCUCUUCCUCGAGGCGAAUCUUCAUUCAGAUGGUUUAAUCUACAAAGGAAACUAAACAUCUAAUUUGGUUAGUUUCUCGUCAAAAAUUUGGAUGUGCUGUCGUUUUCGAUGGAACAGAUUCUUAGAAAAAUCUCAGCGCCUUUGCCGGUUCUUGUACAAGCCGCCACGUGGACAUUGGUCCUAAUGCUGACGGUGGGUUUUGCGUCGUUCGCACCAGAGAUGGCGUUUGUGUCUACAUUGUCAUCUUCCUCAAAUCUCUGCGAUGGGUUGGUGAGGAUUCCGAUUGAUUUGCCGGGAGAGAUAUUGUGCGUGCCGUCCGAAACGGUUAAGCGAUCACCUUUCGACCUUUUCGUGCCGACGAUAUUCGCAGGAGUUAUGGUCGUUGCAUCAGUCUCUUUAAUCCGGUCGUGUUUUGGGAUCGAAAACGACAUAUAGAUACUACGUGACUCUUUUCAAAUUAAGCUCGUUUGAAUUAUUGCGUUUCUAGAUUGAUCCAGUGUAGAAACUACAGUUUGUUUUUUCCUAAAUACUAGACAAUGUAUAAAUU
Molecule: messenger RNA, 646 nt
Organism: Raphanus sativus (radish)
Lineage: Eukaryota; Viridiplantae; Streptophyta; Magnoliopsida; Brassicales; Brassicaceae
Exons: 1
Coding region: 208-534 (108 amino acids)
Source: RefSeq, a predicted model, not a curated record